Messenger RNA from Oikopleura dioica, 711 nucleotides. NCBI's taxonomy places the organism in Eukaryota, Metazoa, Chordata, Appendicularia, Copelata, Oikopleuridae. The record is from the annotation of a GenBank genome assembly.
AUGGCCACUGCUUCUGCCAACAUCUCUAAGAAGAGAAAGCACGUCGCCGAAGGUGUCUUCCGAGCCGAACUCGACGGAUACCUCCGAAAGGAACUCGCUGAGGAUGGCUACUCCGGCGUCGAAGUCCGAAUCACCCCCAAGCGAACUGAGAUCAUCAUCCUCGCCACCCGAACCCAGAACGUUUUGGGAGACAAGGCCAAGCGAAUCCGAGAAUUGACCGCUUUGGUCCAGAAGCGAUUCCAGAUCAAGGACGGCGCCGUCGAGCUCUUCGCCGAGAAGGUCGCCAACCGAGGUCUCUGCGCCAUCGCUCAGUGCGAAUCCCUCCGAUACAAGCUUGAGGGUGGUCUUGCCGUCCGACGAGCUGCCUACGGUGUCCUCCGAUUCAUCAUGGAGUCUGGAGCCAAGGGUUGCGAAGUCGUCAUCUCUGGCAAACUGAGAGGUCAGCGAGCGAAGGCCAUGAAGUUCACCGACGGACUCAUGAUCCACACCGGUCACCCCGUCACCGAGUACGUCGACACCGCCGUCCGACACGUCAUGCUCCGACAGGGUGUCAUCGGACUCAAAGUCAAGAUUAUGCUCCCCCACGACCCCGCUGGAAAGGUUGGACCUAAGACCCCCUACCCCGAUAUCGUCGAGAUCCGAGAGCCCAAGGAAGAGGUCAUCCCCGUCGAGCAGCCAGUCGCCGCCCCAGUUGUCGAAGCCUCCGCAUAG